GCCUGGAUGGUGGGCAGUGCCUUGGCUAUGCAUCCUUUCUCCCUUCGUGUGGAUGCAGGGCUGCACUGGCAGCCAGGCCACCUCAGAUGGCGGUGACCUGUGCACCUGCUCCCGGGAUACUCAGACUGCUAAGAGGACACUGAUGUGUGCUUUCAUUUUUAUGGCCCAAGCCACAGAAAUAAUUACAGCUGUUUUUUUCUUUUUCUGAGAAGAGGCUCUGUGUGUUUGCAAAAGAACAAUGUGACUGCAAGAUCCAGCUCCCUGAGUCCUGAGAGCGCAGGGCCUCAGCUGCCCAGUCUUGCAGUCCUGGAAUCAGGCUGUGUCCUCCUGUCUCAGCCUGCCUUUUCCUAUGCUGCACACACUGGCGCAUGCGUGCACACUGUCUCACACCCUCCCCUUUCCCCUCCUCUGCUGUGUGUCCUGCCUUCCUGGUGACCUGUGCCCUGCGCUCAGAUGCAGCAGCCCUACAAGGAGGGCAGCCAAGAGUGAGGAGCGGCGGGAAACCAUGGGCAACGCCGUCCUGCGGGCACUUGGUUGCAUGGGAAAGAAUCAGAAGAAGAACAGGAAGGAGAACCGAGGUGUGAAAAGGAAACGGCAGGAAGUGACCACAUCUGAAGGAGAAAUUCAAGGCCAUGAUGAGAAAAGUAAAGAAUUGCCCUGUGCUUCUAAUCAGGCACAGGACGAGGCCGGCAGCAGCUCUGAGGACUUGUGCUACACAGUCAUUAACCACGCGGCCCAGCGGUGGCCAUCCCUGGCCUCCACUGACCAUGGCUAUGAGAACGUGAGCACCACCAGGAGAGGCGGGAGGCGCUUCCGGGAGGAGUCGGAAACCGAAUAUGCCCUGCUCAGGACGGCGGCCAUGGGCCCCUGCUCCUGCACUCCGGAGCACGACUAUGAGCUGGUACUGCCCCAGUGACGCCAUGCCCAAGGUGCAGCAGAGGGAGCCUACAUCCUGCGGCUGGCUGGGAGCUGCCCGGUGCACCGAAGAUACGGACAUUGACUGAGUGACUGUCAGAUCUGGGGCUUCCUUCAUAAGCCCUGAGGGCGCUGAGCUGGUGAAGGGCUUCUGGGACAGAAAGACACUCAGAGCUGUCCCAGCCUCUCCGGGGCCAACGGGGCUCUCCGGACUCAGAUGUGCCCUGGGCGCCUGGCUUCACUUGUGAGGUGCAGGAGGCUGAAAACACCAGACCAGAGAAAGGCGCUGCCACCCGGAUACUGACUUCAGUUUUGCCUUUGUGUGGCUUGAAGAAUCCUGUUUUGUGGUCAGAGCUCAGGAAUCGUUUUUUCUUUAAACACUGUCCUUUCUGAGAGGAGGCAGACUGUCUCUCAGGACACAAAGCUGAAACGCUUGUCUACCCAGAGUCUUUUCUGUCCCAUAGUAGAUGGGAGGAUUCUGUUAAAGAGUAGCAGAAAAUGAGAAACAAAAUCAAACUUGUACGUACAGCUUUGUUCACAGCGUUGAUUUGAUUGAACUUGUGACUGGAUGCCUCUUCUGAGGGAACAGAGUCUGGCUUUAAAAUCCCAGACACGUGGUGGAUAAUCCAUCUAUUUUUACUGCCCCAAUGAAUUUUUAUAUUACAUUAGAGCUUUCUAGGAAAUAAGCACCCAAAGGCCAUAAAAGUCGAAGCAUUUGUGAGGUUUUCCUCUGAGCAUCCUUCAGCGGCCGAACUCUCAGUACUGACACUUCUGUUGUUGCCUGCAAGUUUCCUUUGGGGAAGUCAGUGUGCAGAAGAGUUUCACAGAAUAAAAGUCACCCUGCCUGGAAA
Messenger RNA from Cavia porcellus (domestic guinea pig), 1766 nucleotides. RefSeq names its product germinal center associated signaling and motility like (gene Gcsaml). The record is from RefSeq and is a predicted model, not a curated record. The transcript has 5 exons. Gene Ontology annotation, biological process: regulation of lymphocyte migration; regulation of B cell receptor signaling pathway. NCBI's taxonomy places the organism in Eukaryota, Metazoa, Chordata, Mammalia, Rodentia, Caviidae. The coding region runs from base 350 to 916 and encodes 188 amino acids.